AUGUCGGUAGGACGGCGACGCGGGUCGUUGCUCGGCACCGAUGAGCGCAUCGUGAUGGAUCUCGGUAGUCAUACGUGCCGCGCGGGCUUCAGUGGCGAUGUCGAGCCGCGCGUGGUGAUGAAUGCGGCGGCGGCGUGUGGCACCGAGUCGCUGUGGCGGCUGGACUGGGACGCCGAUCGUGAGCACCCCGAUUUGGUGCGGACGCUGACGCGCCUCGUGCGGCGUGUGUACCAGGAGCAUUUGCUCGUAGACGCCAAGACGUACCGCGUGCUGCUGUCGCGCCAUCCGCUGGGCCUGGAUGCCGUGCAGCGUGCGCUGUGCGACGUGCUUCUGCGGACGAUGCACGUCCCGCGGGUGUCGUUCAUUGACACGCAUGUGCUCGCUACGAUCGCGGCGGGGCGGACGCAUGCGCUGGUCGUGCAUGUCGGGCACCUCGAGACGUGCGUCAUGCCCGUGUACGAUGCGCGUCCGAUGCCGCAUCUCUUGACGACGACGCCUCGCGGGGGUCGUCGUCUGACGCACGCCCUACAAAACCUCCUCGCUCAGCACAAUGCGCCUGCUCUGUGCACGCCGGACGUCGUCGAGGCGAUUCAGACGCAGGCGCUCGUCACGGCCGCCGCCGACGGCGAUCACGCCGACGACUGGACAUACACGACGCCCGCCGGCCCCGUGCACGUCCCUGGCUCGCUCCGCGAGCGCGUGUGCGAGCUGUUCUGGGAGCGGGGUGAUCCAGACGAAGACAGUGUGCCGGACUGUGUGCGGCGCUGUGCGGCGCGUCUGCCCAUCGAUCUGCGCCGGCCGCUGCUGGACAGUGUGCUGCUGACCGGUGGCGUGUGCUGUAUCCCUGGCUUUGUGCAGCGCUGUGCCACGGAACUCGAAAGGCCCGUGCUCAACGACACAGCCACACACUGGCCGCCAAACAUGCUCAUUUGGAUGGGCCUGAGCCUCGCGGGCCAUGUGGGGGCAGACGGCACAGACGUAUAUACCUAA
Messenger RNA from Malassezia restricta, 990 nucleotides. Its product is annotated as actin-related protein 10. Lineage: Eukaryota; Fungi; Basidiomycota; Malasseziomycetes; Malasseziales; Malasseziaceae. The coding region runs from base 1 to 990 and encodes 329 amino acids. Gene Ontology annotation, biological process: microtubule-based movement. The record is from RefSeq and is a predicted model, not a curated record. The transcript has a single exon.